AUGGAACAGACCUUCCCAGAGAAGCCUGCAGCUAUCGGCCAGGCUGAUAUCAGGCCGGCCACCACCUCCUCUCACGAUUACGAUUACGCCCCAUCUUCAAGAACCCUGCCUCCAAAUACCGCAACCCAAACCCCUAAUCCUGCGCUCCUCUACGAGAGCUCCGGGGAUGGCAAGGAUCUUGUUGCCCUUCCUGUCAUUGCGGAUGACUCUCAUACCACCGCCAGCGCAACCCCAGGGCCCUCUCAGGAACCCGUGCUCAGGUACGAGUAUGGCGCGGGAGACAACUACCCUGGCGCGGGCAUCCCUGCCCUGAUCUCCCCCACAGAGGCCGUGUCCACCACUGCAGUCUACACCCCGGCCCAGCCAACCGGCAAUGGACCGACAUUGAAAUAUGAAUACGCCGAGGCCGAAAACCAACGGCCCGGCAUUUACCUCUCGACCGUCAUUACCAAAAUUUAUCGACCGCAGCCCACACAACCACCUCCAGUGCUCGAGUAUGAAUAUGUCGGCGCUGAAAACCCGGUUGCAAACCCUUUCACCAGUACUACCGGUACUACCACUAUCCACACUGCAACCACAACACCCCCUCCUGGUGACGCAGGCUAACUCGGCCUGUUGUACGAAUACGUCGGGAAUGGUGGCCCAGGUGCCUGGGGCGUCCUGUCCACCGCUACCAGUUUCGUCACAUCAUACCCCGCCACGCCCACACCGACAACCCUCACCACACAUGGUCAACAGCCGGAACAUAGGAAGCCACCAGCCUUACUCUACGAAAACGUAGGACGAGGGGUUGCCGACACCGGGGUCACACUUGUUCCUACUGGGGGUUCAUCUUUGCACGUCUCAGGCCAGCACGAGAAGAGGCGGGCACAAGGCUCUCCGGAAGAGAUACACCCAUUACUUUUACGUGAGGGCUAUUGCCAAUGGUGUCCCUUCGGCUCUGCCCAAUUAGGCAGACAUUACCAACUCGGAUGCGGCUCACCUUGGAAGGGGGAGAGGGUUUGUUGGAAAUGCCUAGUAUUUCAUCGAAAGCGUGGUACUGACGGAUAUACGAUACGGCGAAAUUUUCGAGCGAGGUUUCGUCCGGGCUGAUGACGUGGCAAUUGCGCAUAACCCGGGUGAUCAUGGGUGA
Tuber aestivum (summer truffle) is the source of this 1132-nucleotide messenger RNA. The record is from the annotation of a GenBank genome assembly. Lineage: Eukaryota; Fungi; Ascomycota; Pezizomycetes; Pezizales; Tuberaceae.